Aspergillus ruber CBS 135680 is the source of this 1719-nucleotide messenger RNA. RefSeq lists its product as uncharacterized. Bases 1 to 1719 code for a protein of 572 amino acids. The record is from RefSeq and is a predicted model, not a curated record. Lineage: Eukaryota; Fungi; Ascomycota; Eurotiomycetes; Eurotiales; Aspergillaceae. Gene Ontology annotation, biological process: siderophore biosynthetic process. The transcript has 4 exons.
AUGUCUGCUAAGCUCGACGGCAACAUAUCCAAACACAACCAAGCACUCUUCGAAACCACCAAGCGGCUUCUCGCCGAAGUCGUUAAUGAGGGACUGGUGGAUGCUACUAUCGGGGGAUCGAAAUAUGACCAAUUUUUGUACUUGAACAGCCGUCUUCACGCAGCCGGAGAAAAUGAUCGCAAAUGGGUGAAAGUCAGUCUUCAGCCGGGUACGGUCCUAGAGACCAGAGAUGGAAAGGUUGCGUGUGUUGUGCGGCCGGAUAGUCUACAGCCGCCUGUUGUUAUUGGCAAUGGUGACGCAGAAGAGGAAGAGUUGGACCCGGGCGUGUUAUUCAAAAAUCUGAGCCCGUGGUUAGUCGAAGAUGCGGACGAGGAAAUCUUGAACGAGAUCGCCCUCGAAUUAGGUAAUUCAGCGCGGAAUCAGGACUGGGAAAGAGCCUUGAUAUACGGCCAUCCAAGUCAUCCCUAUCACCGCCUGUGCUACGCCCAACCGCCCCUCAACCAAAUCCAACCCUCUGACAUCCCCGAAAUGCUAACCCCAACUCUCGCCUUCCUCUCUGUGCCCAGGACAGAUCUCCGCGUAACAGGCGCCUUUGAAGAAAUCAUCCAGCCACUGCUCAGAAAACUGGAAAUCCCAAGCACAACACCCGACAGAGUCAUCGUCCCGUGUCUCUCGAGACAACUUCCCGCCGUGGACCAGCGCUUCCCAAAUGCCGUCGUGCUCAAGACAGUGGAAAACAUCGCAGACGCACAAGCCUCAAUGCGAACACUAACCCUCCGCCCAGAAUCCGAUUUCGGGUAUCACCUGAAGCUCUCCUUGGCAUGCCAGAUCACAUCUGCCCUGCGCACAAUCACCCCCUGGACAACAUGCGGCGGACCAGUUCAAACGGCCCUGCUUGAGAGAUUCCUCCCCAACGACCUCUGGGUCUUCCGCGAAGUCGCCGCAGUCUCAGGCGGACAGGACAAUUUCGCAGACGCAAAACAUCUCUCCUGCAUACUCCGCGAUGAUCUGGAGGCCCGCGCAGACGCCAACAACGAACGUCUCGUCAUCGCAGCAGCACUGGCCCAACAACCAUACAACAACACCCGCUGCUACGCAGAGAUCCUAUACAAUCUGCGCACAACCUCCGACAAACAAUCCUGGCUACGUACAUACGCAACCCGGCUCUUCUCACUGGUCCUCCCACCGCUAGCCCGCUAUGGUAUCGGUCUCGAAGCACACGGGCAGAACCUCGUUGCCCGGAUCUGCCGGAAAACAGGAGAAGUGAAAGGUUUCGCGGUUCGUGAUUUCGGCGGUGUGCGGAUGCACGUUCCCACACUAGAGAAUUUCGGCGUGAACUUCGAUGGUUUGCCUCCCGGGGGCGCGACGCUGACGGAGGAUUUGCACAAUGUGUGGAGUAAGGUGCACCAUGCGCUCGUGCAGAACCAUGUGGGGUUGAUUGUUAGUGCGUUGAGGUUGGAGAGGGAUGGGGGUUGGGGGAUUGUGAGGGAGGUGCUUGGCGGUGUUUUGGAGGGGGAGACCAGUGGGAAGGGGAUGGGGAGGGAGGUGGGGGAGUACUUUUUGCAGGAUACGAUGCCGUUUAAGUGCUUUUUGAGGAUGAGGAUGGAAGGGAAGUAUCGUGAUUAUGUCGAGAGAGAAGUCCCGAACGUCCUUCUUAUGGACUCGCCAAGAUGGGAAGAAGUGCUGCGGACUUAUCAACCAACCUUGCAUUAUACAUAG